AGAUGGCGACACCACGCUUGUAAUGUAGUUCGCCAACUUGUAAAUUACAAAGACGAAGAAGAAAGUGUGCGAUCUCUAUGGAAACGACAACACUUGAUUUGUAGUCUUACCUUUUAGGGGUUAUUUUCUGCAUUAGUUUUGUUGUUUUGGACAUUUUUUAAACAUUUUAAAAGUUAGUUUAUAUAUUUUUUCUUAUUUAUAAUUAAAACAAUCGACAAACUAAUCUGACCGACGUUUGGCUAACUACUGAUGCUAACUUAUCUUUUAGACUUGUUUGCUAAUUUCUUAUGGCAGACGGAUGGAACACAGAUACGGGAGAAGCCGUGUAUCGAUCGCGGGAUGCUGUCAAAAACUUGAAAAUAAAAGUUCGGAUUGAGAGGGUGACCUCCACAGCAGCCCUCUCUCAGCACCUCCAGCAACAGGUUCUGUCCCAGCAGGGCGGGGAAGAUAUCGAAUUGAAAACACUUUCAUCGCCGGCUCAAAAAGGUGACAAUGAAGAUGAAAUUGUUGUUGGUUGGCAAGAAAAAAUCUUCAGCCAGUAUGAGAUGGAGUUAUUCCAGAAUGAAGCAGCCUGUCAAACUCCUCUGGACCGACAGUAUCACAAAGAAGUUAAAGCCCUUCUCAAGGCCAAGAACCGAAGUAGUCACAGGAUUUUCACAUACACCGAUCAUGAUCGCUACACCAACUGUCUUCCUCUCCACCAACUGCAGCACACUGACCUACUGACCACCACCAAAACAGGUCCCACCUUCCUGGCUGAAAGGAUGGCUAGUGUAAGAAACAGACGACAAGAACGGCGAACCAUGGACAGUAGCAUUCCUAAAACUAAAAUUAUCAACUGGGAGCCCACAGAAGAGUUUGUGAAGAGCAGUCGUGUGGUGAAUAAUGCCAUGCAGACUAUGCACAUCAUGGGGGACCUGGGCCCUCCUGGAAGGCUCGGUCAAAAAGAGAAUGAAUGCCUGCUGAUAACCAUAAAAACUGACGGUAAUGGAACGGUUAUUGUAAAACCUGACUUCAACAAAGGCAAAGAGCCUUACAGAAUUGUCGCCGAAGGAGCAAAUAGAGAAAUAUGGCGUCUUACUUUGGAAAACAUCUCUGCAAGCAUGAAAUCAGAGGAAAAAAACAAGGAGCAGAACAUGUAUAAAGAUCUGUAUGUGAGACAUAAAGAGUACCUCAGUGGUCUCGUCGGACAGGACUUUGAAAUGCCUCCUGCAGGUACUCUGCGUUACCUGAUGAACGGAGAAAUAGUCUCAGCUCAAGGCUUUGAAUAUGACAACCUCUACAUCCACUUCUUUUUGGAAUUGCCCAAAAAUUGGUCCAGCUUGCCGUUUCAGUCUCUGUCAGAGGUCACCCAGACCUGUCGGACCAAGUCUCUCAAAAAGGAAGAUGUGGCUUUCUUCAGCUAUCCUUUCACUUUUGAGGUUUUUUAUAUGAGCGAAAAAGACGGUGAAGAAGGCAUUCCUCAGUGGCCAGUUAUUUACUUCAAGGUUCUUUCUUUGGACUUCUGGCAGCGCUAUCGAACUGAAGGCUACGGCUAUCUGCUUUUUCCUGCCACGCCUGGUAAACAUACCAUGACGUGUCACACAUGGAGGCCGAUUCAAACGGGGACGGUGUCUGCGAUGAGGCGCUUCUUUAUCGGAGGUUCUGCUGAGCUUGAAGAUCACAGUUAUGUCAGAAUUCCAGGAACAUUCAAGGGGGACAGACUGAGUCGCUUUGGCUUCUGCACUGAAACCACAGGAAGUGUCACUUUUAAUCUGCACUGCAUCCAGCAAGCCAGGGCAUUUGUGGAUGCUGCUGUUCUGAGAAGGAGGAGACAGAAGGUUUUUGAGCAUUUGGGAGGAUUUAGUCAACAAGGAGCUGUUUGCACCAUCCUGGAGGCUUUUCAGAGGGCGAGGAGGAAGAUGCAGGAAGCCAGAGAAAGUCUUCCAAGAGACGUAAUAAACACUGGCUCCCAACUCCAACAGGAAUCCUCAGCAUGAGACUGAAAAACAAACAAUCAGUGGAGCUGAAAGGAAGAAGAUGCUCACACAGACUCUGAUUUUGGAAAGAGUGAAUUUUACUCUCUCCGAUAUACUAGUGACCAGUCCAGGGAGCAUUUUUGGACCAUUUCAGGUUUUAGCAAUUAAUGGGUCACUUGUUUGGUGGUAAUGACGUUAAACAAACAUUCGUCCACUCAAAUUUGUGGAAAAAUGUACCAAACCUGCCUUAGAAAUGCAGGAAAAUUUCACAGCAGUUUUUAAUCGCUGAGAAAGAUUUUACAAAUCAACUCAGGAGGUUUUAUGUUUUUAUUUGCAAUGAACUCUUUUGUAAAGCCUUUUUGUGGUUUCCCUUCAUAGUUUUUACAAGGACCCUUCUUAGUGUCAUAGGAUCUAUUUGGUGCAAAGCAGAAGCUUUAGACUUAUGUGACCCUCAAAAGGAUCUUCUCAGACCUCAUUUCAAUUUACCUGACUGCUGCUCUACCUUAACCUGGUUCCAUGAAGCACCACACCAUCUUCAAGUCUAAUUUUGCUUUUUUUCUCAUUUAAACUCAGUUAAACUAUUAGUUUGUUGAAUUACCUGGCCCUUAACACUACAAAACCGUUGGUUACAGUCUAACGUCAUUGAAAUGUUAAUCCUUUCUCCUGAAGUUCAUAUUUCACAAAAUAAACAAUCUUUGUCAUAAUUAUCUCUUUUUAGAGCCAAUCUUAAGCAUCCUUUCAUUUUCUUUUGAUCAGUCUAUGCACUGUCUGUUCUGAUGUUAUGCUUGAUGCAGGAAUGAAUAAUGCUUGGGUCAGAAAUAUUGUGUUUCUUUUUUUGCAUUUUUUUUACAGAAAAUUUUACAAAUAAAUGUGUUUACUACAAAAUA
Messenger RNA from Oryzias melastigma (Indian medaka), 2845 nucleotides. RefSeq names its product MKS transition zone complex subunit 1 (gene mks1). The transcript is spliced from 18 exons. Bases 288 to 1979 code for a protein of 563 amino acids. The record is from RefSeq and is a predicted model, not a curated record. Gene Ontology annotation, biological process: cilium assembly. Gene Ontology annotation, cellular component: MKS complex. Lineage: Eukaryota; Metazoa; Chordata; Actinopteri; Beloniformes; Adrianichthyidae.